Penicillium cinerascens is the source of this 1671-nucleotide messenger RNA. Its product is annotated as ATP-binding protein. The record is from RefSeq and is a predicted model, not a curated record. Bases 1 to 1671 code for a protein of 556 amino acids. The transcript has 3 exons. NCBI's taxonomy places the organism in Eukaryota, Fungi, Ascomycota, Eurotiomycetes, Eurotiales, Aspergillaceae.
AUGGACGGAAUUAGUGACACUGCCUCUAUCAUCGCUGUCGCUAAGCUAGCUGCUUCAAUCAUUAAAUACAUGAAGGCAGUCGUCGAUGCGCCAGUUCAAAAGCGAAGACUACUCAUUGCGAUUAUUCAGACGCGAGGCUUACUAUUGACCCUACACGAACUCACGAAUGAAGUCGAAGAUGAAGAUUGGUCAUCCACAAUCCAGAGCUUGUCUUCACAUGAUGGGCCACUGUCCACGUUUUGGCAGCUGCUUGAGGACCUGGCGAGAAAACUCGGUAUCACACGUUCCGGUUCUCAAAUAUCAAUUGCUCUUCAUCGACUGCGGUGGCCAUUCGAUCAAGCCGGCCUCCAAGAAAUGAUUGCAUCGCUUGAAAAGCUCAAAUCAAAUUUUCUCUUGGCUUUGGCAAAUGACCACAUUCGGCUUUCCAUGGAAAUUCGAAAUGAAGUUCGCAAUGUUCAAACCCAGUUGACUGAGGCUACUAUCAAUAGUCGGAGACAAAUGAUCAGGUCUCUUUCUAGGGAACAAGUGCUUAUUGUGAAGUCUUUGUCCUUGACAAGCCUCUCUCACGAGCUGGAUGGAGAAAAAGUGAUGGAAUUGAGAGCCAGCACUGAGUGGUUUUUAUCACACGAUGACUUCAAACAAUGGCACACUGUGAACCCUAUACAACAAACCUUGGUUCUUACUGGCAGUCCUGGAUCAGGAAAAUCAUCAUUUUGGCACCAGCUGGAAAACGUCUGCAUCGCAUCCUUUUUCUUCGAUCUCUCGGGGCAGGAAGAGCUUAGCGAGUCAUUCGUGCUGUCCAGUAUCGUCCAGAAGAUUCUCUCGGAGCGUCCAUAUCUCAUCGAGCAUCUUACUGCUCUGAGAGUCACCGGUGGACCGCUAUCCGUGGCGAACAGUAUUAAGCUAAUCAGUCUGGCCCGGUGCGACCUCGACCAGCUUUACAUAAUUCUCGAUGAAUUUGAUGCAUAUGCUCGGACCGGCUUACGCGUUUUAAAGACCCUCCUUUCAAUCAAGCCGCCUAUAAAUAUUUUGAUUGCCACGCGAGAAACAAGAUUUCUCUCCGAGGCCCUUCAAGACUAUCUUGUUGUUCGCUGCGAAGACGCUAGACCUUCCCGUGUCUAUCUGGACAGUAUAAAGGCAAUGCUCGAGCAAGAGCCUCGCAUAUUAGCACAUCUUGACCACGACCCUGAGAAAAUUGCGGAGAUUGCGAUACACCUUGUUGAACGAAGCAAGGGACUUUACAUAUGGAUAACGCAGAUGGUGAAGCUUCUUGCCCGUGCCAGGAAUAGGACGCAGUUCCAAAGUGCACUGAAGAAUGACUUCCCGAUCUUGAUUGAGACCUACAAUUUGAUGCUUCGUGAUCUCACGGAACAGCCACCUGAACUCGUCAAACUAGCCACAAAGACCCUGAAGAUAAUACUGGAUGCCGGUGAACCAGUGGAUGCCACUCAGCUAAUGAGUGAUCUGGCCCCGGAAAUAGCAGCAUCUAUGCCGCAACGUGACACGAAUCUUACAACAGGUGGGAUAAUCGAAGCCAUCGAGUCGAGUUGCAAGGGAUUUAUCUCAUCUUCUGGCCAGCUGAGCACAUACGGGAUACAUUUGCGUUUUAUCCAUCAGACCACAAAGGAGUUUCUGGAAGAUAAAUACGCAAAUGAAUCGCUUGCCGCAUGA